Cutaneotrichosporon cavernicola is the source of this 834-nucleotide messenger RNA. RefSeq lists its product as uncharacterized. NCBI's taxonomy places the organism in Eukaryota, Fungi, Basidiomycota, Tremellomycetes, Trichosporonales, Trichosporonaceae. The coding region runs from base 1 to 834 and encodes 277 amino acids. The transcript is spliced from 4 exons. The record is from RefSeq and is a predicted model, not a curated record.
AUGCAAGCGGGCGCUUUAGGCCUCGUGCGACGAGACACCAACCCGGGGUCCAAUGGCUUCUAUAACAAGCUCUUCUACAUACUCAUAGCCGUGCUCGGCGCGUUUGCGCUCGUCUCUCUCCUCAACUAUGUGCGGAGUAGGCGGCGGCGCGUCAUGGUGUUGCGUGAAGCCCAGCGCCUCGGCCUCAUGGUCCCGGGCAUGGAGGGUUACGUGCCAAUGCGAGAACGCCCCCAAUUACGCAAGCUGGACGGGUGGCGCACACCCGACUGGUGGGAGGUGGUCGAGGAUGCAAAGGCCCAGAAAGCCCAGCGAAGCCCACCAACUCCAUCCGUUGAGGAAAAAGUCAAGAUCAGGGACAUCGAACAUAUCGAAGACGUUUUCCACGAUACGAACACGACUGCCGACCGAGAACCGGCGCCAACACCACAAUCUAUGCCACCGCCUCCGAACACGCCUGCACCUGAUGCCGACUACGGCGCAAGGGGCCAGCUCGAGCUCGGGUCCAUCGAACAGCUGCGUCCACUCGCCCUCAUACCAGUGCCAGUCACCGUGACUGAGCCUGUAAAACCCAUCUCCCACCUCCCUUAUUUCCCCAACUACGUGUCGUACCUGAAGACGGCCCACGACCCCAAACCGCCCCGCUUUGCGCCUGACGACGACCACGCGUUCGACAGCAUCAUCGGCGAGCCGCUCGAAGUAGUCGUGGCGAUACGUAUGCCGCGGCCACCACGCACACGCGUACUUGACCCCGAUGAUGACGGCGCGAUCAUGGACGAGUGGGCCGGAUUGGAGCUCGGCAUUGCGAGCUGGGAAGUCGUGGGAUCCGACAGGUAG